Pangasianodon hypophthalmus (striped catfish) is the source of this 6666-nucleotide messenger RNA. RefSeq names its product leucine-rich repeats and calponin homology (CH) domain containing 4 (gene lrch4). NCBI's taxonomy places the organism in Eukaryota, Metazoa, Chordata, Actinopteri, Siluriformes, Pangasiidae. Bases 228 to 2348 code for a protein of 706 amino acids. The record is from RefSeq and is a predicted model, not a curated record. Gene Ontology annotation, molecular function: protein binding. The transcript is spliced from 18 exons.
CGCUGCUCCCUCCCUUGGUCGCCAGAUUGACAGUUAAGUCCGCGCGAGCGCCUCUUCAGCUAACUUUACCGAGCCGCACCGCCGCUGGAUUAUAACACCGCUUCCGGAUAAGAACACGUUCGUGAAAGCUCGUCGCACGCUGGAAGUCAGACCUGAGGAAAUGAGAAUUUAGGAGGGUCGGUAAGCGAAGUGAACAGGCCAGAGUAAAGGGGUUUAGUGUUGUGUUCAUGGCUGCUGGGGAUGGCGCGCAGCUGCCGGCGACACUAGCGGCCAGCAGGAGCGUGGAGAAAGCGCUGGAGGAGGCAGCGGCCAGCGGAGCGCUCGUGCUUUCCAAUCGCAAACUCAAGGAGUUUCCCCGCACAGCCAGGAACUACGACCUGUCCGACAUCACACAUGCAGACCUGUCAAAGAACCGGCUGUGUGAGGUGCCAGAGGAGUUGUGCCAGUUCAUCUCUCUGGAGACACUCAGCAUCUAUCACAACUGUGUGCGCUCAGUCCCCUCCACCCUCUGCCAGCUACAGGCUCUCACCUACCUCAACCUCAGUCGUAACCAGCUGUCCAGUUUGCCCAUGUCAGUAUGUGAGCUCCCUCUGUUGCGGGUGCUCAACAUCAGCAACAACAAACUACCGGUCCUUCCUGCUUCCAUACACAGACUUGUGCAUCUCCGGCAACUGGAUGUGAGCUGUAACGAGCUGCAGUGUUUGCCGGUGGAACUGGGUCAGCUGGAGGGUUUACGGGAUCUGAACUUGAGAAGAAAUCAGCUCACGACCCUGCCAGAGGAAUUGGCUGAGUUGCCGCUAGUCCGUCUGGAUGUCUCCUGCAACAGAAUUUCCCACGUUCCCGUGUGCUAUCGGCACUUGCGGCAUCUGCAGCUCAUCUCACUGGAUAACAAUCCUUUGCAGAUGCCCCCAGCGCAGAUCUGCUCCAAAGGGAAGUUCCACAUUUUCAAGUAUCUAAAUAUGGAGGCAUGCAAAAGGAGCCAGGACCAGCUGGAGAGAGCUCUGCGGCCCAGUGGUUUCAGCAGCUGUCUUUCAGAUCAGGAGCUGUUCCCUGGUCAGUAUGGUGGUCUGGACUCUGGCUUCAACAGUGUGGACAGUGGCAGCAAGAGAUGGUCUGGAAAUGAGUCGGCCGAUGAUUUUUCAGAGAGAUCUUUGCGAUUGAUGGAAAUUUCCCGUGAGCAGCACAGGGAAGAAGACGAGAGGAACACGUUGUUGGAUACACCCAAAGUGAAUGGAGACAUGGAGCAGGUGGAUUUCAUUGACAGCAGUUUAACAGAAGAGGAUGAGGAAAGCUGCAAACCAGACACUCCCAGGCCUCCACAGUCAUCACACGCACAGGAGAAGACUGAAAGCAGGUCCACGCCCUCACAGAGCCCUGAUUCAGCUGGCAGCAGGAGGAGUGUUGGCAGUGAAUCGGCUGAUGCAGGCCCACCGUCCAGUCCUUCGCUAGAGGAGAAGAAGAGGCCUGGCACGCUGCAGCUCUGGCAGGAGAGGGAGCGUGCGCAGCAGCAGCAGCGAGAGCGACUGCAGAAGACAGCAGUAAAAACAGGAAGUCAGUCAGCAGCAACAGGCAAACAGGCAGGAACAGGAAGUGUUUCGUGUGGUGACUCUACAGACAGCAGUGCCACUGUUAACGGUCUCCGCCAAAGAUCUGUUACUAUGGAUCAGGUUCAACCAGUAUCCCUCCAGCGUUCAACAAGUCGCACAGAUGUGCCCUCUGCUAAGCCAUGUUCUCCUACUGGCAGCACUCCCAAACCCAACAGCUUCCUCUUCCGCGCCUCUUCACGCUGCAAUGUCAAGACUUCAGGAUCAAUCCAGUCUCUGGCUGAGUCAGGUCGCAGUGAGUCCCGAUCCACGCUCAAAUCACCACGAGAGGAGAGAGCAGAAAUCUCCCAGUUACGUAAGUCCCUGGAGUCUUCUCUGAAGAUUACCCUUCCAGAAGAUCUCGGCGAAUCGUUGUCCAACGGCACUAUCCUCUGCCAGCUAGCCAAUCACGUACGCCCUCGGUCAGUGUCAAUCAUCCACAUCCCUUCCCCUGCUGUGCCAAAACUGAGUGCCGCUAAGUGUCGUCUCAACGUCGAAAACUUCCUCGCCGCCUGCCGCAAGCUGGGCGUUCCUGAGACGGAGAUGUGUCUAGCGUCUGAUAUCCUCUGCAGUAAGCUGCGUGCAGUGCAGCGCUGCGUGGAGUCUCUCUUGUUGAUAGGAGGAGGAGGAGAGGGGUUGAAGGAGGAGAUACAAGCACACUCUCCCCCUCUCUUUCCCUUCUCCCUCAUCCCCACCGGCUUCUUGCUCUUCUACUGCCUCGUCAUGGGCCUGCUCUACCUGCUCUACCACCACCUUACUGCAUAAAGCGCAUACGUGUGUGUUUACAUGAGAGCAUGUGUCAGAUCUAAUCAAUGUGUGUGCUUCCACAUAUUAAUAAGGCUUUGCAGCAGUGCACUUUCACACCAUGGCGCUCGAGGCAUACACUGCCAAUAGCACGACACAAGAUGGAGAUGCGCCAUAAGUAGAGCUAGCUGCACUGCCAUCCAGACAGCCUGGCAAUGGCACACAUACACACUCAUACGCCACAUAGUUCUGUUACACUCUGUAAGCUGCAGUGAGUAGAUGUGGAACCAACACAGUGGUUGUUUAAUGCUGUAUCUGUCUUAAGCAGAAUUGUAUAUAAAAAUACUUAAUACUGUUACUUAAUACUGUAAGUUUAUGGACAGGGAGACUUUGUGGGGUUGCAGUAUGUUUAUUAUUAUUAUUAUUAUUAUUUUUUUUUUUAAACUCAUGAAUUACAAAAGAAAAACAUUUCAUAUAAGCUGCCCAGACAAAAUUUAGCCUCAUCUGUCAUUUCUUUUCUAAUACUUGGUUACGCCUCCCUUCAGCUUAAUAACAGCGCCAAUCCGGUUAGGUGCGGAAUUCAGCAGAACCUUCUGUCAAUAUUAGACCACUCUCACUGACUGGGUGCAACUCUGUUAGACUUCGUAUAGACUACUUUGGUAUUUCUCCUGCUGUUCUAAAUAGUUCCACAAGUUUUCUUUUUUUUCUGUAAAAAAAAAAAAAUUUUUUUUUUUUACCCCAUUUGGUCAUUUGCGAAUUCUCACCCACUGGCCAGCUCUACCCUAUCACACGUCAGCUACCAAUUGGGGAGAGUGAGUGCGUGCUUUUUUCCGAGACGCAUAAAAUCAGCUAACGUAUCUUUUUGAGCUGCUGCUCAUGAGCUCAUAGUAGCACAUGACUGGCUGUUGCGCUCAGACUGACAGGGUAGAGAGUAACACCAUUCAUUCCAUCUAGAGAGCAUGGCCAGUGAUGGCUGUGGCAUCAUUGAGAAUCAAAUUUGCAAUCUCCCCCUUCUGUUGCAUCACUCAGGAGCCACAUGCCACAAGUAUUCUGUGUAGAGAUGCCUACGUCUAUGUGGUUUAGCUGUAGCACUUAGGAUUUCUGACCCCUUGCUAAAGCAGUGGGCUGACCAAACGUGAAUAAAAUUCAGACCAAACGCAAAUUCUGUAAAGGGGAAAGAACACUGGCAUUGACUUUAUCUAGGUUGUGUGAGCAGAAGGCAGAGGGUUUUGUGAUAAAAUCCUCUUUGGGCAGACAAGUUAUUCUUUCAUAUCAGUAAUGAAACGCUAAACACAAGGCAUUUAUUGCUUUAAUGCUGUUAUCACAAACCCGUCCUGACCUCCAACGUAUGCUAGGGUUUUUGUGGUUAAAUUCAGAUUUUUCUGUCUGCCUGCUAAGAUUUUCUUGUUAGCAGUGUUGGCUUCUCUGUCUGAGGGAUUGAGGUGAUUUUGCAAGCGAGUCAAACUGUCCAACUGCUUGUUGAUUUGGUCCUGUGAGUGUCAGAGUUGUGUUCUGCUUGAACCUGAAGCACCAAACCUCAGAAUCUGGCCAACAAACUGACCAUGAUUUAAUGAUGAGUUACCGUCGUCUAUGUGCUGCUAUUGAUGGAUGCGGAUGAGUCUGUUUUUUUUUUUUUGGUCUGGGGAGCUUAUUAAAACCCUUAAAACUAUGCUGUCCAUCACAGCUGGAUGAUCUUAAUCAGAAAUAGUCUGUUUUAAAGUGGUAUUUAUCUGUUCUUAGUAUCCACUUCCCAAAGGGCUUCGCCACCGCUUUGCCUUAGCUUACACACAGGAUCGAACUUUGAGGAUGGUGUAGUAUUUGUACGUGUCCCUGGGAAAGAGUGUGUUUUAUAACGGUUUAUUUAGCCACCGGCACAAAUUGUAAAAUCUGCUCACAUCUUGUUCAAAGGGCUUUAAAUUUUUUAACCACUUUGCUUGCAAAUGUAAGUGCCUGCAAUGUCUGACGCUACUGUUACAAACUCCACCAUGUCCAUUCCAGUCUCUCUGACCUGCUGCAUGUGUGUUAUUUGACAUUUUGGAAUGGUGUGUGCAAAUGAGUAUUAAAGACCCCGUUCCCAUUUGUCCAGUUAUUCAAUCAGAAUAUUUCUUUCAAUUAUUGGGGUUGAGGGACUGGAAUGAAAUGUUCGCUGUUUGUUUCUUUGUUUUUGUCCUGUUGACUGACUGUGACCACCAGGGGGCAGUGGUGUUGCACAACUGCACUCAAAGCUAUAUGUCUUAUGGUACCGAAGUAAUGUUUCUGAGUUCUGAUGUUGUAUGUAUGUGUAUUAUUUUGUUUUGGUCAGCUUGCUAUGUAAAAUUAAGUUAUUGUUUAUUUAUUCAUGCAUUCCUGUGUCAAGCAGCAGUAUUGGGUGAAACACGGCUUCACAGAGCAAAUCCCUAUCAGCUCUAUCAAAGCAUUGCGAAAUUUGACUCCUUUAAUAUGUAGUUUUACACAGAUUAUCCACUGUGUUCAUUAAAAAAAGUGGUCUGGAAAUACAGAGCCCCAAGUCGGAAUAUCAAAUGCAAGAACAUUUUCUACAUCAGUAAAUAUCAGCUCCUGUCACAUGUGUGUGUAUAUACAAACAAAAACAGCAAGUGUUAAUGAAAGCUGUAAAUUCUUCUCAGUGGAAUAACAUCCCAUUAAAACCUUCUUAAGCUUCUUUUUAAAUGCCUCAGUAAUGUUGGUUUUAGGCCCAUGAGUACCCAUGUUUCCUCAGUACUGCUGCUGUUGCUUUUGUGUUCCCUGCAUACUUAAUGUGAUUUAGCAGCUUUGCAGACAGUUGACUAACGAGCAGACGCUCAUCUGGAGAGAGUGAUAAGGGCACAUGGGAGAGAAUGGAGUGAAAGAAGAAGGAGAGGAGAAGCACAAGGGUGGGCUGAUAGGAUAGAAAAUGUGAGGUGAAUAAAAAAAAGAAUGUUUAGGAAAUAGGUUAAUUUUCACUUAUCCAAUUUGUUGAAUGCUUCCCACUAAUGUGUUUUAAUGUCUUACCACAUUUAAAAUGAGCUUUCUCAAAACUACAGUAUGCAUGGAUGUGAAAUCUCUUCUCAUGAUUCCCACAACUUAAAUCAUAGUUUUUCACAUUUUCAGUCCACACAAAUGAAAUUGCCUGAAGCUGUAACCGAAAGCCAUGUUGCUUAUUCAGAGCAGGGAUGUUGAACUACCCACAAAUGCUGCCCUCUUCGUUUUUUCCCCCCUUUUUUCCAGCUACUUUCAGUUUUUGUUGGAGCAAGAUCUGCAAUAAUGUUUCAACCAAAAUAUCUCUUAGGGUGAAGCGAGUUAUGAAAGCACCAAACUCACUGGAGUUGAAUUUUGAACUUUUAAAGAAAUUGUUAAGAAGCAAGAUGUAUUUUGUAAUAUUUAUAUCCCUCAUGUAUUUAAGGAGGUUAAUUGUAAGUUUAUAUAGAUUCAGAUUUUUUUUUUGCUGUAAUUAUUAAAAAAGAAAGAAAAAAAAAAAGGAUCUUAUUUUCUGUGCUGCUUCCUUUUCUGUUUUCUCUUAUGUUUUGCUUUCAAUGUGUUUUUUUCUUUCUCAAGCCAAUCAUCUUCCCUCAGGUCUCUGUUGAUAGCUUUUAAGUCUCUAGCCAUUGUGUUUGCUUAUUGCUAAGGUAAGUGUUAAAUCCAUCCUUACUGCGAAGUGAAGGAAAUAAGGGAUUGUGCAUGAGUGAGUUUAGAUCUUGUUGAAACAUGUUCAGCUUCUGACGAUACACUGAUUGGGAAAACAACACACUUUUCCUUUCUUGCUGCAAAAAAAUGCAUGGCUGUUAAAGCUUGAAAUAGCGACAGUGGGAAAAUCUACUUGUGGAAGUUUAAAUGUGAGAAUGUGAGGUAUUGGGUAGUGUGCAUGCUGUUACUGCUGCUUUCCUUGUCCUUUCUGCACAAAACCUGUGACCUGAUUAAAGUGUCUUUCAGUUCCAGUCCUGCACUACCAUGUCCUGUUGAGCUCUCCGGCUAUCCAUAAAGCACUGCCUGAACUCAAUCUGGUGUGUGAGAGCCGUAGGGGAGGAAAAAAAAAUGAAACACUGCAGUGUAGGUCUAUCAGGACUGGAGCUGAGAAACAGGAAUACGAAAUACAAAUCCUCGUUAGUGUGUUGUUGUCUGCACUAAUCUGUAUGUGCACUUGUGCAUGUUUGUCCUUGGUGCUUCAUCACAUGUUUCCGCAUGCCUGUUUCUAACCUGUUUGAACUGUCCUCCAAACUCCACCAGGACUCUCUGUGUCCAGCUCAGCUCAUUCUGGAGGACGAAGGACUGAGCCGCAUCGCUCACACUGUCCAGACUCUGCUGGAGCUGCCCCAGUCCGGACCCCGCCGCUCCUCCCUUCAAACGCCUGCGCAAAAUACCAACA